AUGAAGUCUACUUUGGUAAUUGCAUCCGUCCUUUUGGCUGGCGUGGCUCUGGGAGUCAGUGCCUACAGAAUCAACAACAACAACAACAACAACAACAACCAGGAUGACAACCAAAACCAGUGGUUCCGUUUCCAACAAACAGACUCCAGUGAUGAAUCGUUCAAUGUGGGAGCAAUCCUUUUCGAUCAGAAUACAGAUGAUUCCAAAAUCUUCAACAACAACGACCAAUUCAACAAGCACAUCAUGAACAACAACGACAACUCCGAAUCAACAUUCGCCAGCCGUAAAUACCAGAACAGCCAAUACGACGAGACCCAUUUCGGUUUGAACGAAAACUUAAACCAAAAACAACGUCAACAACAACAACAGCAACAACAACAACAACAACAGCAACAGGAACAACAACAACAACAGUAUGGAAGCCAAAACCAAGCUACAAGUGGUCAGUCCAACGAACUCGCCAAGAAAAUCGCCGCUAAAAUCGCCACCAUCCAGAAAUCGCCGUCAACGACAACAUCGCCGACAACAUCAAUUACUUGA
Molecule: messenger RNA, 540 nt
Organism: Macrosiphum euphorbiae (potato aphid)
Lineage: Eukaryota; Metazoa; Arthropoda; Insecta; Hemiptera; Aphididae
Source: the annotation of a GenBank genome assembly